CCAGCGUCUGGACUCCUGCCACCAGCGUCCCUUGGGGGCAUAGCAUACGAUGUUCUCACCAGGUAAAAGGAGAUUUCCACAAUCACCGCAUACAGCGGUGCCUCUGUAUGGCCUCUUCAAAGAUGGCAUCUGGUGCUGCAACUGUCCUGCUCGGCCCCCCGCAGCUCGGCGCCAGACAAAGAACGGCGGAAAGAACCAUGGGCGAUGGUUUUAUACCUGCGAGCAGCUACCCCCAAAGAAGUGUGGCUUCUUUCUUUGGGCCGACGAAGCUGAACCCCGCGAGAAGGCCGUCGUUCUGUCAAAUUCCCAUUCCGAGCUUGAUCAUCUCGAUUCAGUUCCGAAGACUCCUACGAAAUCUACCCAACGUGGGCCAAAUGGCUUAAUGACCCCACAAACCGAGCACCGAGUAAUCGACAUUCCACCGCGCGAAUUCAAGACACCACCCAAGACCGCGAAGGCUAGGAUGAUGGCAGAGGACUCUGAUGAAUUCGGCUGGAACUAUGAUUCUGACGACAAUGAAGAGAUCGCACAAGUGUUGUCGUCUAGUCAAGCGAAUGAAUCCUUUCUGUCGCAGCCAGUCUUCUACCCGGAGUUGCCAUCGAAAGUACCCCGGACACCCAGGACAACAUCCCCCGGCAAGCGCAAGCGCUCGGGAUUUGAAUUCGACCAGCCCGACAGCAGCACAUCAGCAAUUGCAACGCCCGCCUCAACUCACACCACCCAGUCGGCUCGGUUUCCUCCAUCCUCAGCCGAGCUAUGCUGGACGCCUACGCCGGUCAGAAACCGCGAUGCACUGAGCUCGGACUCGAGGCUGGAAGAGUCCGAUCUUUCAAAGAGUGCCUCCGCUGUACUAGAUAAGCAUGGUGUCGUGCUGCCGAAUCAGGCAUAUGAUGAACUCGUCGAGCUUUUGAAUCGAUACGAUUUGAAAAUGCGAGGAGUCAAUCGUGCACGGGAUAUCUUGCGAGUGGCGAUGAAGAAGAAGGACGAUGAGAUACUUCGCCUCAAGGAGAAGAAUACAAAUCUGCAGGCGCAGAAUGAGAUGGAUCGAAGCAUCAUCGAUAGUAUGAAGCGUUGAGAUUGGAAUCGUUCGGGACGGCCGGUGGAGUCGGCUGGAUUAUGGCCGCUUGCUAAUCCUUUGGUUCUAGUUUACCUUUCCUUUUUGGUCGGUUUUUCUCUUGGAGUUCAGCGCUUGAUAUUUAUCAGCUAGCAAUAACGACGUAACGAUUCAUAUUCAG
Messenger RNA from Penicillium subrubescens, 1235 nucleotides. RefSeq lists its product as uncharacterized. Bases 50 to 1075 code for a protein of 341 amino acids. Gene Ontology annotation, molecular function: zinc ion binding. The transcript is spliced from 2 exons. Lineage: Eukaryota; Fungi; Ascomycota; Eurotiomycetes; Eurotiales; Aspergillaceae. The record is from RefSeq and is a predicted model, not a curated record.